GCAGACAAGGUGUUUGUUUCAGUUCGGCAACCAUUUGUUCAUAGUGUUUUGAAAUGAAAUUUGAAGGUGCAAUGAUGAAGUGUGUCAUGGUGGGCUGUUUUCUUUAUCUACAAGGGAUACUUGGUGCCCAGUUGCUCUUGGAAACCAAUCCCAAAGACAGAGAAAAUUCAUCUUCUUUAAUCCAACCAAGCGUUCUUCAUGACAUGCUAAAACGCGAGAGUCAGGUCAGAUUAACUAUGGUAAAACACAUCCAAGAUUUAGUAAUGGUUACAGCAGAUAACAAAAAGACCAAUCAAGCACUAAUGAGAAAUCUUAGUGAUAUAACUACAAUGUUACAGGCUAUCACCGAAAAAGACCGCUUAAUAGAGGAGGAAAACGUUCAAUUAAAACUUGAAUUAGACAUCCUUAAAGAUGCAAUUAAUAACAACGAAAAACUUCCACGGAAAAACAUCCACAACUUUGAUAUGACUACGAUACCUCUUCUUGUAGCAAAAUGGGAAAGAGAUUAUUCGGAAUUCAAGCACCAAUUAAAGACUAUGAUUGAGACAGAUCGUAACAUGGAGGAAGCGAGAAAUAGGCUUGAUGAUGAAAUAAUGAAGCUAAGAUUGAAUAGGAAUUUCACGGUGGAAGCGCUAGAACGACUAACAGAGACGGGGUUGUCUCUGGCUAGAAAACAGCUCUCGACUCUCCAAGAAGCAAAUGAGGAAUUAUCAUCUGAUAAUACCGAAAUGGAAAAACAGUUGGCGAUAUUAAAUGGCAGUCUGCGAAAUACUGUGAAUAAAGAACAAAUAGCUGUCUUUAGGUUUGAUUACAACCAGCGUUUUCAAAUGUUUAAUCAAACGUUGAAUAACUAUUCGCUAUCAAUUAAUGAAACUUUGGAAAGUGUUCUUGCAGAAAAAAGAAAUGAAUGCGAUGAACAAACAUCAGGUAUCAAGGGAAGCUGCAUGGAAAUUUUAGAAGUCGAACCACAAACACAGGGAAAAGAUGGUGUGUAUCAAAUCCGUGUAGACUCCGAAGUAAAUUCUGUGUAUUGUGACAUGAGCACAGAAGGAGGUGGUUGGACGGUCAUUCAGCGGAGACAGGAUGGAUCUACAGAUUUCAACCGGACGUGGAGUGAAUACAAACGGGGAUUCGGUAAUCCUUCGACUAACUAUUGGAUUGGGAAUGAUGCUAUCCAUGCCUUGGCAGAGGAGAAACAGACACUUCAUGUCCAACUUCAAGGAUUCGAUGGCACAAGCGCUUAUGCAGAUUAUUCAUCAUUCUUUGUCGGGAAUGAGGCAGAGAAAUAUCGCUUACUUGUGUCGGGAUACUCGGGAACAGCGGGGGACGCUUUGAUUUACCACAAUGCAAUGAAUUUUUCUACACCCGACCAAGAUAAUGAUUAUGUCAGUCGUCACUGCGCAAAAAUAUGGGGGGAAGGCUGGUGGUUCAAUAGCUGUUUUAACGCCAAUCUAAACGCAGAUUACGCAGAUUCUGCUGUGAGUGAUCCUAAAUACAUGACCUGGUAUCCAUGGAAAACACAUUUUGCGUUGAAAGGAUCACUGAUGAUGAUCCGACCUAAAAGUUAGAAUGAACCUUUUGAGUUUUACGAAUCAGCAUAUGAAUGGAAAAGAUCAUUGUAAAUAAAUAAACCACUGUCAAUG
Molecule: messenger RNA, 1643 nt
Organism: Ostrea edulis (European flat oyster)
Lineage: Eukaryota; Metazoa; Mollusca; Bivalvia; Ostreida; Ostreidae
Product: fibrinogen-like protein 1
Exons: 5
Coding region: 54-1568 (504 amino acids)
Source: RefSeq, a predicted model, not a curated record